CCCCAUCCACAUCUCCCGACACGACCUCUCCAAACUUCACGCGAACACCAUCCUUUUCUUCCCCCUACCCCCUCUACAUUCUUUUUCUGUAUGUUGUAAUUUCUUAGCAAUUCUUUAAUAAGUGGAACAAAAUGCCUGCUGCGUUCCGCGCCAUUUCUCCGUUUGUACGGACGGCGCAAGCUUCCCUGCGCCAGGGUCGUCUCAACCCCUUCCAAGCUGCACUCAAGACGCAACAUGUUUCCCCCAUCCUCAACAUCUAUCGCACAUACGCGGUCUACGACCGGAGCAAGCCCCACGUCAACAUUGGCACCAUCGGUCACGUCGACCAUGGCAAGACUACUCUAUCAGCUGCUAUCACCAAGCGUCAAGCAGAGAAGGGCCUAGCCAGCUACCUAGACUAUGGCUCCAUCGACAAGGCCCCGGAAGAGAGGAAGCGCGGUAUCACAAUUUCCGCGUCGCACAUCGAAUAUUCCACAGAAAACCGUCAUUACUCGCACGUUGACUGCCCUGGUCACGCUGAUUACAUCAAGAACAUGAUCACCGGUGCCGCCAACAUGGACGGCGCCAUCAUCGUCGUCGCGGCCUCCGAUGGUCAAAUGCCCCAGACCCGUGAGCAUCUCCUCCUCGCCCGUCAGGUCGGUGUCCAGAAGAUCGUCGUAUUCGUCAACAAGGUCGACGCCAUUGAUGACCCUGAGAUGUUGGAACUUGUCGAGAUGGAGAUGCGCGAGCUUCUCAGCACCUACGGCUUCGAGGGUGACGAGACCCCCGUCAUCAUGGGCUCCGCGCUGAUGGCCAUGAACGACCAGAAGCCUGAGAUUGGCGCGCAAAAGAUCGACGAGCUCAUGAAGGCCGUUGAUGAAUGGAUCCCCACCCCCCAGCGUGACCUUGACAAACCCUUCCUCAUGGCCGUCGAGGACGUUUUCUCCAUCUCCGGUCGUGGCACCGUCGUCAGCGGUCGCGUCGAGCGUGGCGUUCUGAAGAAGGACUCCGAUGUCGAGAUCAUCGGCAAGGGCCAUGAGGUCAUCAAGUCCAAGGUCACCGACAUUGAGACCUUCAAGAAGUCUUGCGACGAGUCGCGUGCCGGUGACAACUCUGGCCUCCUCAUCCGCGGUGUCCGCCGCGAGGACAUUAGCCGCGGUAUGGUCGUCGCCGUCCCCGGUACCGUCACCGCCCACCAGACUUUCCUGUGCUCCCUCUACGUCCUUUCCAAGGAGGAAGGUGGCCGCCACACUGGUUUCCGCGAGAACUACAAGCCCCAGAUUUUCCUCCGCACCACCGACGAGGCCUGCGCUCUGACCUUCCCUGAGGGCACCGAGGACGCUGCCCACAAGGUGAUCAUGCCCGGCGACAACGUUGAGAUGGUUGCCCACCUGCACCAUCCCAGCGCUAUCGAGGUCGGCCAGCGGUUCAACAUCCGCGAGGGUGGCAGGACUGUGGCCACGGGUCUCAUUACCCGCAUCCUGAAAUAAGGGAUCACCAAGUAUGCAGGAGCAAGCUUGGACGGAUGGACGACAAUUGCACAGUCAUGACUGUCUUCCGGGGCAGAUUCGACUAAGUGCAAGAAGGGAGCGGAACAAUGUUCGCAGGCAAAACAAAAAAGGGGUGUUGCCGGCUUGAAUUUUCAUGAUCUCAUGUACGACUAACCUGCAUGCAUCCAUACUUUGAGUCCCAGGCUCUUCUGUACAUUCAUCGACUUCCGGGCUUAAAAGCUCUCCGCUCUCCUUCUCCCUUGUCUUCUAGUUGUACUUUUAGAUAGAUGCCGAAUCUGGGAAUAAUGCACAUUUACCAAUGGAUGGUCGGUGUUUCCCCCUAACUC
This is a messenger RNA of Sodiomyces alkalinus F11, 1816 nucleotides long. RefSeq names its product translation elongation factor Tu. Gene Ontology annotation, biological process: mitochondrial translational elongation. The record is from RefSeq and is a predicted model, not a curated record. Gene Ontology annotation, cellular component: mitochondrion. The transcript has 3 exons. NCBI's taxonomy places the organism in Eukaryota, Fungi, Ascomycota, Sordariomycetes, Glomerellales, Plectosphaerellaceae. Gene Ontology annotation, molecular function: GTPase activity; translation elongation factor activity; GTP binding. Bases 132 to 1469 code for a protein of 445 amino acids.